AUGAAUCGGGUUUUGCUUGAGCUUGCAAAACUAGACUUCAACAUUGUUCAGAAAUCAUACCAAGAUGAACUCAAAUAUGUAUCUAGGUGGUGGAUGAGCACAGGAAUUGGAGAAGACUUGAAAUUUGCUAGGGACAUGUUGGUAGAGAACGUCUUGUGGAAUGUAGGAUAUGUUUCAGAACGUGAACAAGAAUAUAGCAGAAUUAUGGGGACGAAAGCUAUUAUUUUUAUAACUAUGUUAGACGACAUGUACGAGUAUGACACAUAUGGCGCUUUGAAUGCGUUAGAACUCUUCACCUCUGCUAUUCAAAGGUUUUAA
This is a messenger RNA of Oldenlandia corymbosa var. corymbosa, 318 nucleotides long. NCBI's taxonomy places the organism in Eukaryota, Viridiplantae, Streptophyta, Magnoliopsida, Gentianales, Rubiaceae. The record is from the annotation of a GenBank genome assembly.